AACAAGCUAAACAAAUCCAAGAGCAGUUAAAAGUGCCACAAAAUGGUAAAAACUACAGUCUCAAAGCAUCCAGCACAAUGGCAAAGUCAGAGAACAUGAUGAAGAGUCAUGUCCAGCUGCAAAAUUAUUCAAAGGCGGAAAGACAUCCUGUGACUGCACUGGAGAAAAUGAUGGAGUCCAGUUUUGUCGGCCCCCAGUCAUUCCCCGAGGUCCCUUCUCCUGACAGAGGAAGCCAAUCUGUCAAACACCACAGCAGGAGCCUCUCCUCUUGCUGCAGCCCAGCACAAAGAAGUGGGAUGCUUCAUCGGAAUGCCUUCAGAAGGACACCCCCCUCACCCCGAAGUAGGCUGGGUGGAAUUGUGGGACCAGCAUAUCAGCAACUAGAAGAAUCAAGGAUCCCAGACCAGGAUACAAUACCCUGCCAAGGGAUAGAGGUCAGGAAGACUAUAUCUCACCUGCCUAUACAGCUGUGGUGUGUUGAAAGACCCCUGGACUUAAAGUAUCCAUCCAAUGGUUUAAAAACCCAACAAAAUGCAUCAAUAAAUAUGCAACUGCCUUCAAGAGAGACAAACUCCUAUUUUAAUAGCUUGGAGCAAAAGGACCUGAUGGGAUAUUCAUCCACAAGGGCCAGUUCUGUGCCCAUCAUCCCUUCAGUGGGUCUAGAGGAAACCUGCAUGCAAAUGCCAGGGACUUCUGAAGUCAAAAGCAUCCAAUGGUGCAAAAACUCCUACUCUGCUGACGUUGUCAAUGUGAGUAUUCCAGUCAGCGAUUGUCUUAUAGCAGAACAACAAGAAGUGAAAAUAUUGCUAGAAACUGUCCAGGAGCAGAUCCGAAUUCUGACUGACGCCAGACGAUCAGGAGACUACGAACUGGCCAGCGUAGAAACCGAGGACAGUGCAAGUGAAAACACAGCCUUUCUCCCCCUGAGUCCCACGGCCAAAUCAGAACGAGAGGCACAAUUUGUCUUAAGAAAUGAAAUACAAAGAGACUCAGCAUUGACCAAGUGACUUGAGAUGUAGGAAUCUGUGCAUUCUAUGCUUUGCUCAACAGGAAAGAGAGGAAAUUAAAUACAAAUUAUUUAUAUGCAUUAAUUUAAGAGCAUCUACUUAGAAGAAACCAAAUAGUCUAUCGCCCUCAUAUCAUAGUGUUUUUUAACAAAAUAUUUUUUUAAAGGGAAAGAAAUGUUCCAGGAGGGAUAAAGCUUACCACUAAAGCUUUUGGGUAGAAUUCUGGAUCCAAUUUUAGUUAGUCCUAACACUAUCCUCUUUGGUUCUUAGAAGAUAUGGGCAUUUCAGACCCUUCGCCCAACAGUGCCAGUGUCUCCAUAAACAAGCACUGGCAGUUACCUGGUUUCAAAGAGAUGAGAGCUGUUAUCCUGAGGGUGGACAGCCAGUAAGCAAGUGGCCCUCGCCAUUUGCCUUGCCAGUUCCAAACUCUAAAUUUCUAUUCACCCAAUAGCCUCAUCACAGGUUAUGUCAUGUCGAAAAAUGUAGUGUUUUCUGUUUGAUUUUUAAAGAAUGGCACAAAGACGCUUGAAAGGGAAGGAGGACAGAAGAUAGGUGGAGUAAUCCGAGGCAAUCUUAACUACUCUUAUGUGCCAUCUUUCUCUGAGAUUUGAAAGCACAGACUCUCAGAGGAGGUAUGAAAUUAUUAAAAAAGAGACAAAAAAUCACAAUGUCGUGUCACUAAAAUCAUACUAGUAGAAAUGUUUUUCCUUGAGAUUGUUUAGAGGCUCUGGAAGAGCGUUUCUCAGAUUGUGUGUGCACGUGUGCGUGCGAGCGUGCGUGGGUGUGGGCUUGCUCACGCGAGCACAUAUGCUGUAUGCACAUGUGUUCAUUGUGUGUAUGUGUGUGCAUGUGUGUGUGUAUUAAGCUUGCUAAAAUUUGUUCUGAAACAUCAGGGAAUCUAAUAUUCAGAAAAAUUUCCCUCUUAGAUCUGUUCACUUCAAAUUUUUCCAUUAAGUAUAAAGUUCAGUUAGUGAGUUCUUAAAUCAAGGUCACUUGCAUGGUGGGUUUCUAAAAAACUAUUGACAAUGUCUAGACCAUUUUCUGAUGUGAAUAUUUUUGAGAGGAACAACUAUUGGCUCAUUGAUAUGAGUAUCACAAGGCGAAUUAAUCAAGGAUGUAUGUUUAUUUUGAAUCAUGCCAACUUAAAUUAUUUAUACAAGGCAGCAAACAAAUUGACAGUUACCAUUUGCUUUCUCAUCAUUCUCAUUACUAUUUAUUUUAUAGCAAGUCUACCACGUGUGGACCAAGGCAUCGGCUUUUGUGGUUAAUAUGGAAAGAAUAAAUUGUUGAAAUCACAAAGCCCAGACUAUUCAGUUCACAAGAAGCCCCCAAAAGAACAGUAAAUUGUGUUGUAUGUUCAUUUGGAAUAAAGCAAUAUUUUUACCACUGCUAAGGUGAACUGACCCUCUCCUGAAGAUUUGUCUGUUUAUUUACCCUCACUUUCAUGGGAUAUAGAAGGAAAUUAGUGUUUCACAUGCUCAGUCUUUUUCCAGUUAUUGGUGGUGUUGAGUUGUUAUGUUUACACUGUUUUAAAUAAAAAGGCACAGUAUUUGAAAGUAUA
This is a messenger RNA of Carlito syrichta (Philippine tarsier), 2568 nucleotides long. It is a transcript of the gene NRG3, whose product is annotated as neuregulin 3. The record is from RefSeq and is a predicted model, not a curated record. Gene Ontology annotation, molecular function: chemorepellent activity. The transcript has 5 exons. Gene Ontology annotation, biological process: animal organ development; intracellular signal transduction; nervous system development. Lineage: Eukaryota; Metazoa; Chordata; Mammalia; Primates; Tarsiidae. Bases 78 to 1007 code for a protein of 309 amino acids.